Paramecium primaurelia is the source of this 1429-nucleotide messenger RNA. NCBI's taxonomy places the organism in Eukaryota, Ciliophora, Oligohymenophorea, Peniculida, Parameciidae. The record is from the annotation of a GenBank genome assembly.
AUGGCUUCUUCUAAAAAAUAAAAGAAAAAGUUAUCUAAUUAAUUGAGUAAAAAAAAAACUAUAAGGACUAAUAUAAGAAAAACAAAGUGUGAUCAAUUAGCUCAAUAUGUGAAGAAAUUCUAGAAUUAAUUUAAGUUAAAUUAAUUAGAUUUAGACAAAUAAGAGAUCAUUCCUUCAUAUUAGAGCAUUCCUACAAGUUAUUAGCUUAAAGGAAAAAAGAAGUUUCAAAAGAAAGAAGCAGUAAAAGGACUUGUAGGAUUAAAAAACUUGGGAAAUAAGUGUUAUAUGAAUGCGUCGAUAUAAUUACUUAGUAAUCUGUAGCCAUUGUCAGAUUAUUUUAUUGAAGUAUAUUUUGGAUGAGCAAAAAAAGGAUUUCCAAUUAACAGAGAUUAAUCGAAAGAAUCCAAUAUCCACGUAAGGUUUAGCAACUGUAGCAUUUGCCAAUUUAAUAAAGAGUAUCUGGCAAAUGGAUAUUCAGAAACUUACAGUUAAGGGAACACCAAUUAUUAUUCCUGAGGAAUUCAACAAAAUAAUAGGGUAUUGUAAUAAAUCCUUUUCAGAUAAUACUUAAUAAGAUGCUUAGGUAUUAAUAAAAAUUAAUUUAUGAGGAGUUUCUGAUGUAUUUACUUGAUAUGAUUCAUGAAGAUCUAAACAGAGUGACAUUUCCUAUAAAGAGUGUAUAAUUAAGAGAAUAUUUGGGAGAUUGUAAUUAAAGAGAAUUAGAAAAGUAAGCAGCAGAAACUUGGGGUGAUUAUCUAUAAAGAAGCAAAUCAAUAAUUGUAGAUUUAAUGUAAGGAUAAUUUAAGAAUUCAUUGAAAUGUUUGAGUUGUGAUAAAUAUACUUAUAAAUUUGAACCUUUGAUGUAUUUAAGUGUACCAAUUCCAGAAUCAGAUGAAUGUUAAUUAAUAGAAUGUAUUAAGGAAUAUGUUAAAGAAGAAUAAUUAACAAAUGGAAAUUAAUGGUUUUGUGAGAAUUGUAAUAAAUUAGUAGAUGCAAUAAAGAAGAUAGAUUUAUGGAAAUUGCCAACAAUUCUUAUAAUACAUUUAAAAAGAUUUAAAUUUAUUGAAAAUGGAAUUAAAAAAAUUGAAUAAGCAAUUAACUUUCCUUUUGAGAGUUUGAAUUUAAGUUAGUGUUUACCUAAACUGUAAAAAGAAAAGCCUAUAUAUGAAUUAUUAGGAGUUAUUUGCCAUACUGGUACUAGUGAUAGGGGACACUAUUACACUUAUGCAAGAAGUAAAGAGAAUUUUAAUUGGUAUCUGUUUAAUGAUAGGUAAGUAAAAUAAGUGAAUUUUAAUGAGAUACCAUAAGAAGAUGCUUAUUUAUUGAUGUAUGGCAAAAGUACAAUACCAUUAAUCAAACGUCAAACUAUAUCAUUUCCUGAGAAUUGGCCUCAUGUAAUAAAAUGAAAUCAAUUCCAUUAUCUAAUUAU